AAGAAGACCGUCCCUUUCAGUUAGGUCCGCCUUCGUUUAAAAUCAGGCCAGCUGCGCGGGCCUGAAUAGAGAGAAGAACAUUCUGUGAAGACCAGACAUCGUAAUGGCAUCAGCAGCGGACUACAGCUCCUAUGGACAGGCGGGAGGCCAACCGGGGUAUGGCUCCUAUGUGGCGCCGCCCGCUCAGGCUGGCUAUGGACAAAACACACAGCCGAGUUAUGGCCAACCGCAGGGAUAUGGGUCAUACAGCCAGCUGACUGAGUCAACCUAUCCCCAAGGUGGUAGCACCUCAAGUGGUUACGCUCAACAGGGUUACAGUCAGCAGCCACCCGCUGCAGCUGGUUACGCUGCCACUCCUGCUGCCCCUCAGGGUUACAGCCAGCCAACGCAGGGGUAUGGCGCUGGAGGGUAUGCUGCAGCCCCCGCUGCUGCCACCACCACCAGCAGCAGCCAGGCCUCUUAUGGGGUCCAGGGUGGAUAUGGAGCCCAGACUGCAUACCAGGGAUAUGGGCAGCAGCCGGCCGCUGGAGCACCACCUAGCUACAGCAGCAGCAGCAGCAGCCAGCCACCAACCAGCUAUGAGCAGAACUCCUACUCUCAGGCACCCCAGCAGGGCUCCUACUCCCAGCCGCCACAAGGUGGUGGAUACCAGAGCCAGCAGAGUGGCUACACCCAACAGGGUGUCGGUUACCAGGCGCCACAGGCCCCUCCACCCCAGCAGCAGGCCCCACCUUCCAGCUAUGCUCCCACAUCCGGAGGGUCCUACAGUCAGCCACCUGCCAGCCAGUAUGGACAACAGGGUGGACCAGGAGGCAGCUAUGGUCAGCAGGGUGAAUAUAGAAUGCCUAGCCAGUACAGCAACUACAGGCAGGAUCAUUCCAACGGAGGGGGCUACUCGGGGCCAGAGUCGGGUGGAUAUAGGGGCCGCGGUGAGGGCCGAGGCAUGGGUGGGGGGGAGAGCCGGGGCCGCGGCCGUGGGGGGUUUGACCGCGGCGGGAUGAUGCGUGGUGGCGGCAUGCGUGGUGGAAUGAGCAGAGGCAUGGGCAUCACUGGAGACAGAGGUGGCUUCAGUAAGCCUGGUGGACCAGACUCAGACACAGGACGCCCAGAGGAGCAGGAUGACUCUGAGAACAACACUAUUUACAUCACUGGCCUGACGGAGAAUGCAACGCUGCCCGAAGUCGCUGACUUUUUCAAGCACAGUGGAAUAAUCAGGAUCAACAAGCGUACAGGUCUGCCUGCUAUUAACAUCUACACCGACAAAGAUUCGGGGAAACCAAAGGGUGAUUGUACUCUGUCUUAUGAUGAGCCCCCAUGUGCCAAAGCUGCAGUUGAGUGGUUUGAUGGCAAAGACUUUCAGGGGAAGAAGCUAAAGGUGUCAAUGGCUCGCCGUAAGCCCAUGAUGGGGAUGAUGCGAGGAGGCAUGCCCAUGAGGGGUGACCGGGGAGGCAUGAUGAACCGUGGAGGGCCAGGAAUGAUGAGCCGUGGUGGUCCAAUGGGACGCGGUGGGGAGCGUGGCGGAUUUAUCCCCAGGGGUGGUCCCCGUGGCAUGGGCAGUCCUCAUGGCAUGGGUAGAGGUGGGCCCUCAGGGGGCAACAUGCAGCAGAGAGCAGGAGACUGGGAGUGCCCUAAAGAGGGCUGCGGUAACCAGAACUUUGCCUGGAGAAUGGAGUGUAACCAGUGCAAAUCACCCAAACCAGAAGGCUUUGGACCACCUUUCUCCCCUUCAGGUGGCGAUCGUGGUAGGGGUGGCCCAGGCAUGCGUGGGCGUGGAGGGAUGGACCGUGGAGGUCCAGGGGGCCCUGGAGGCUUCCGUGGAGGCAGGGGUGGUGAUCGUGGAGGUGGAUUCAGAGGCCGUGGUGGCAUGGAAAGAGGAGGCUUCGGCGGCCGGGGCCGUGGUGGCCCUCCCAUGGAUGACAUGGGCGGCCGAGGCAGGAGGGGUAUGGGCCCCCCCGGCAAGAUGAUGGAAAUGAAGGGAGACCAUCGCCAGGACCGCAGAGGUCGUCCCUACUGAAGGAUACAACGCUUGAAUAAAUUCCCAUGUUAUACAGGAUUUAUUUUUAAAUGAACAUUUUAAACUUGUAUCUCCAUAUUUAUAAAUGGUUAAUGGUGGGAAUUUGUGGCUCGAUAGUCAACUUCGGUGACCUUUUUUAUUUUUUACCAGUGUUAUUUGUGUUUUUUUGUUCUGGUCUGGUUGAACAUUUGUGAACCUGUGGCAAACGCAUGCUGUCGUGUACAGAUAAAUUGUGAGAUUGUAUUUGUGAAACCUUGUGGUAAGCAAAACCUUUUUUUACUUAUUCUGCCCUCCCUUCUCAGACAAUGUUGAAUUAAAAAAUGUAGUCACUUUCCUGGAAAAAA
Molecule: messenger RNA, 2358 nt
Organism: Salvelinus fontinalis (brook trout)
Lineage: Eukaryota; Metazoa; Chordata; Actinopteri; Salmoniformes; Salmonidae
Gene: ewsr1a
Product: EWS RNA-binding protein 1a
Exons: 16
Coding region: 104-2014 (636 amino acids)
Biological process (GO): regulation of DNA-templated transcription
Cellular component (GO): nucleus
Molecular function (GO): RNA binding; transcription coregulator activity
Source: RefSeq, a predicted model, not a curated record